AUGUCCAAGUACAUUUUGAUCAGCAUGCCCUCGAGCAUAUCUCCUUCCAACGACAAAGAGGAAGCGCUCAGUGCUCUGCGUUCGACGGUAGGCCCAGAGAAUGGAGCCGUGCAGCCCUUCAAGAUUCCGGAGUUCAAAAUCGGUACUUUGGAUGCAUUGGUCCAACAAGCAGACGACCUUGCAAAGCUGGAGAGCUCCUGUGAAGCUGUUGUUGCAAAGGUCGGAGACUCCUUACGGAAUUUGCUGGAGGGCGAUGAGGACAAAAUUGCUCAGCAAAAGACUGUCAACGAUAAGCCUGCAGACCAAUACCUGAAAACCUUUGUAUGGAAUAAGAUCAAGUACCGUGCCGACAAGCCACUCGCAGAACUUAUCGAUUCAUUACAAAAGGAGCUUGUAAGCAUCGACAACGAUGUCAAAAGCAAGCUGAGUCAAUACAACCAAGUCAAGACGAAUCUCACAACCUUGCAACGGAAACAGACUGGCAACCUCUCCACCAAAUCUCUCACACCUGUCGUCGAUCCUAAACUGCUGAUCCAAGAUUCCGAAUAUCUCGAAACUCACUUGGUUGUGGUUCCCAACAAUGCGAAGAAGGAUUUCAUUCGAAGCUAUGAGACUAUUUCACCUAUGGUUGUCCCACGAUCGUCCAUUGAGGUGACGCAUGACGAUGAAUUCACGUUGUUCGCUGCUACUACUUUCAAGAAGCACAGUGCAGAGUUCCAGCACAAGUGCAGGGAAAUGAAGUGGACACCUCGGGAUUACAGGUACAUCGAGGGUGGCAAGGAGGAAGAACGAAGGGAGAUCGAGCGAGUUAGCAAGGAUGAAAGGAAGAUUUGGGGUGAAGCGUUGAGGCUUGGACGGACAGGUUGGAGCGAGAGCGUUAUGAUCUGGAUACACGUAUUGACUCUCCGAGUAUUUGUGGAGACUGUGCUACGGUACGGUCUUCCUUUGGACUUUGUUUGCGGCUUGAUCAAGACUUCUCCUAAGUUAGCCAAGAAGGCGAAAGCGUCACUCGACUCGACGUAUUCAUACCUUGGAGGGAACGCAUUCGGAAGGGACAAGAAAGGAAGAGUAGCGAAAGAUGAUUCGGCGCUAUCUUCAGAGAUGGCUGCGGCUGGAGUAGGUGGUCAUGGCGAGGGAAGUGAGUACACGGCCUACGUUUAUUACGACUUCGAGAUCAUAUAG
This is a messenger RNA of Mollisia scopiformis, 1182 nucleotides long. Its product is annotated as vacuolar ATP synthase-like protein subunit C 1. Gene Ontology annotation, molecular function: proton-transporting ATPase activity, rotational mechanism. The record is from RefSeq and is a predicted model, not a curated record. The transcript has 5 exons. Gene Ontology annotation, biological process: proton transmembrane transport. Lineage: Eukaryota; Fungi; Ascomycota; Leotiomycetes; Helotiales; Mollisiaceae. The coding region runs from base 1 to 1182 and encodes 393 amino acids. Gene Ontology annotation, cellular component: vacuolar proton-transporting V-type ATPase, V1 domain.